This is a messenger RNA of Ictalurus punctatus (channel catfish), 3491 nucleotides long. It is a transcript of the gene gga3b, whose product is annotated as golgi associated, gamma adaptin ear containing, ARF binding protein 3b. The transcript is spliced from 17 exons. NCBI's taxonomy places the organism in Eukaryota, Metazoa, Chordata, Actinopteri, Siluriformes, Ictaluridae. Gene Ontology annotation, molecular function: ubiquitin binding; small GTPase binding; phosphatidylinositol binding. The record is from RefSeq and is a predicted model, not a curated record. Gene Ontology annotation, biological process: intracellular protein transport; vesicle-mediated transport. Gene Ontology annotation, cellular component: trans-Golgi network. The coding region runs from base 117 to 2132 and encodes 671 amino acids.
AAUGGCGCGCAUGCGCAGUGUAGUGCAGUGGGGGGGACGUUAUCUCGGGAAGUGACAGUCCUUUCUCUCUGGAUGUGGAGGAUUAAAAUGAAAUGUGGAUGAUAUUAUGAAGCGAGAUGGCGUACCAGGAAGGAGAGACGCUCGAAUCGUGGCUUAACAAAGCCACUCACCCGACUAACAGGCAGGAGGACUGGGAGUACAUCAUCGGCUUCUGUGACCAGAUCAACAAGGAACUGGAAGGUCCACAGAUCGCUGUACCGCUUCUUGUUCACAAAAUCCACUCGCCUCAGGAAUGGGAGGCUCUCCAGGCGUUAACUGUGUUGGAGGCCUGCAUGAAGAACUGUGGGAGACGGUUUCACAACGAAGUGGCCAAAUACAGGUUUUUAAACGAGCUCAUCAAAGUGGUUUCCCCCAAGUACAUGGGAGAAAGUGUCUCUGAGAGGGUGAAGACUAAGAUUAUUGAAAUGCUGUACAGCUGGACUGUAGCGUUCCCUAAUGAGGCCAAAAUGAGCGAAGCCUACCAAACACUGAGGAGACAAGGACUCAUCUCAUCAGACCCUGAGCUGACGGCUGAUAAAACUCUGAUCCCGUCUCCGCCUUCUCGGCCCAAAAACCCGGUGUUCGACAACGAGGACAUGGGCAAGUUGUUGGCGGAGCUGCUCCGGAGUAAGAACCCCGAGGAUCUGCAGGAGGCCAACAGGCUGAUCAAGAACAUGGUGAAGGAGGACGACGUUCGGGUUCAGAAAAUGACCAGACGCAUGCACACGCUGGAGGAGGUAAACAAUAAUGUCAAGCUGCUGAGCGAGAUGCUGAGUCAUUACGACCACGACAGGUCAUCAGACGCAGACCGUGACCUCAUCAAGGAGCUGUAUGAGCGCUGUGACAAACUGAGACGCACGGCAUUCAAACUGGCCACGGAGACGGAGGACCACGACACUAGUUUAGGUGAGAUUCUUCAGGCCAGUGAUGAGCUGGAGAGAGUAUUAAGCCUGUAUAAGAAGGUUGUAAAGGGCGAGACGAAAGGAGACAACACUGAGGAACAGAAAACAGCACUCGGGAAAGGCUGUGAGACAGACACACUCAUUGACCUCGCUGGUCUGGAUGAACCGCCUUCACCCCAGACAGCCCCGCCCACUCAACACUCCAGAGCAGCUUUAUCCAAUCAAACUGCCUGCAGCAUUCCGGUGAUCCCGCCCCCUCCUCGCCGAUUGGCUGGAGGAUCCGCCAGUCAGACCAGCAGCCCCAUUCACAAAGCCUCCGAGGCGUCACCGGCCCACUCUCUGCUCGACGAUGAGCUGCUGUCCCUAGGCUUGAACGAGUCUCCUCCGGUACAGAGCAGACCCAAACUGGAGGACGCAUCCAACCAGUGGACGUCUUUACAGGCUCCUGCUCCUCCUGGACUCGACCUGUUCUCCGGUGGAGCAGCAGCACCAGGGACCGUGUUUCCUCCUGCGCACACUUCAGGCCACCCCACACACCCCACACACCCUGACAUGGUGACUCAGGGGCUGCAGGAUCUCGCCAUGCUGAACCUGGGAGAGGUGCAGAGUGUCUCGGGUCAGCCCGUCAUGGCCACCGGUGUUGGUUUGGGUUUCGGCGUUUCCUCCUCUCUCUCCUCCUCCAACCCAUUUAUCAGCUCCAGCAUGCCCGGCUCGCCCCUGCGCCCUCUACAGGGGAACCCCGUGCGCUCUGAGGCAUCCCUCAGCAACCUACAUGUUCCCCUGGACUCCAUCAAAACCAGUAAGACUCUUCCUGUGACUGCGUACGAUAAAGACGGAGUGCGCGUCCUCCUGCACUUCGGCUCUGAGUGUCCUCCCGGGAGACCCGACGUCCUCGUCAUCGUGGUGUCCAUGCUGAACACGGCUCCUCUCGCAGUGAAGAACAUCGAGCUACAGGCCGCAGUGCCGAAGUCCAUGAAAGUGAAGCUUCAGAGUCCGUCAGGAGCCGAGCUGGCGCCCUUUAACCCCGUCCUGCCCCCUUCCUCCAUCACACAGGUCAUGCUUCUCGCUAACCCGCUUAAGGAGAAGGUGCGUCUGCGCUAUAAGCUGAUGUUCCUCCUCGGUGAGAGACAGUACUGUGAAGUGGGUGAGCUGGAUCAGUUUCCUACACCAGAGAGAUGGGGAAACCUGUAGAGCUAACACACACACACACACACACACACACACACACACACACACACACACACACACACACACACACACUGAUGGUAAGGUCAGGUGAUAGAGGUCUUCACUCUGAGAUCACUGUAAGACCUGACUCGGACAUGUGUAAGAAAAUUCCUGGUUUAUUUAUUGAUUUGUUUGUACUUUAUUAAAGCUGUAAAUGACGAGUGUUAUCAAGGGUCCAAGUUAGCUUCUAGUCGCUUCGAGCUACAGCGCUAACGCUAACACUGAGAUUCCACACUGCACAUGUGGACUCCAGAUCUUCUGUGAAAAGGAAAUCGCCGCUACUGCACUCUCGGUCUCUCUUCUGUAUACGUGUGUGUGUGUGUGUGUGUGUGCUACACAACACCGAGUGUGUAGUGCUCUACAUGUACUGUAAACACACGCCCUUGUGCGCUGGACAUUCUGGUAUCUAGCAAAACCCAAAAACUUGAAAAACAUGUUUCUUUUUUUACGGAGCGAUAACAAGCGACGAGUGAGAUUUUUAACAGUCGUGACCUGCCCACAAGACGCAAACUCACCAGGAACCUGUCGCUUGCUAGCGUGAACUCUGCCUCAGACACGAGCGAGUCAAAGCGCUGAGGUGAUUUUUUACAUUCUGCUGAAUUCUGUUGAACUUAAAGCUGCAGUACUGAACUUUUGCCUCUCUAUCGCCAUCUCUGUUUGAAACGGGAAACGCGAUACCUAGCUGAAUCAAGCGAACACGUGCGCUAAUGUUAGCUGGUUACAUACUGAGCCACUGAAAUGUCUUAAAUGUUCAGCUAAUAAAAGCCACGUCUGUGUCAGUCUUCAGUCCCUUCAGAUCUCGGAGCUUUCACCACGUCCCAAAAGCCAUGCUGAUAUUUAUUCUGGUUUCAGCACGGGCUCUGUCGCGUUCCCCUUUUCACUGCAUUCUCUCCAGUUCCAGGUUCCUUGGUUUUGACAGCAGCUGAUUCCCCAGAUGUGACUGAUGAUUGUGUUUAGAACGAUCCAGAUUAAAGCAGCCGUCUAGAUGACCAGUUUCAAUUCUAAGCAACUGUUGUAAGGAAAAGCUACAAACACUCCACCUUCCUCAGCCCCCACACACGUGAUAUAGUAGCCGGCUCGUCUUCUUUCUGUUAACGCGCGUGACGAAACCACGAGAAGGCGAAUGACGUCACGAAUGAAGUUUUGAACACUGAUUUUUUUAUGGACGAGUUCAACAACUGAUUUGAUUUAUGUUCGUUUUUAACCAAGAAAAGUUCCUUACUGCAGCUUUAAACCACAUGUUUAAUUGUAUAUGUCAUGUUUACCGGACGAUUGUGUUUUUAUUUAUUGAUGUCAUCGUGCAAUACAGGUGUGUUUAAUUGC